AUGACGAAACCGAAAAGAAAACAAAAACGAGACGACAGCGAUAACACCACCUCGUCGCAAUCUUCAAUUGCGCGUAUAAUGAUCAAACCUGAUUACACCAACCUCAAUGCCGAAGAGAAGAAAGGAAACAUGGCAUUAAAUGAAGAAGAAAAAAAGCGUCUGAACGCAGGAGAACCGAGAUUAUUUGAAGUGGACAAGAAGAAGGUCCUUCAGUUUUCUACUCUUAUAGAGACGAAUUCUUUCGAAAUAGACACGCAAGCGAAAGUGCUCGGAAUCUCGAAGGGCAUGAUAGCGAAAGCGUGGAAAUUCUUCGAUUACAGGAAAUUGUCGUCUUGCACAACACGUUUUCUUCAUUCUGGCGAGCACGGGUUCGACGAGGACAUCAUGAAGCAGCUCGGCUUCAAAAAGGAAGACCACGUCACUGUGUUGGUGUGGUAUGCUCUCCUCGACGACGAGACGAAGAAGAAGGUGAACAACAAGGCUGCGCGAGAUAAGAGAAAUUGCGAGAAGGCGAAGCAGGAGAUGGUUGAGAACGAGAAAGGGGAGAAGAUGACGAAAGCGCAGUUACGAAAUCAGGUUCAACACAAGAAGAGGAAGCAGGAGAUGGUUGAGAACGAGAAAGGGGAGAAGAUGACGAAAGUGGUGACGAAAGCGCAGCUUCGACGCGAGAAGGAGAAGCAGAUCAUCGUUGAGAACGAGAAAGGGGAGAAGAUGACGAAAGCGCAGUUACGAGAUCAGCGUCAACGCGAGAAGAGGAAGCUGAUAAUCGUUGAGAACGAGAAAGGGGAGAAGAUGACGAAAGAGCAGUUACGAAAUCAGGUUCAACGCGAGAAGAGGAAGCUGAUAAUCGUUGAGAACGAGAAAGGGGAGAAGAUGACGAAAGAGCAGUUACGAUCUCAGGUUCAAUACGAGAAGGAGAAGCUGAUCAUCGUUGAGAACGAGAAAGGGAAGAAGAUGACGAAAGCGCAGUUACGAAAUCAGCUUAACUACAAGAAGCAGAAACCGAAGCAGAAGCAAAGAAACAAAGAAUUCAUUCGAAAACAAUUCAUAUGCCGACCGCCUGGCUGCUUGGAGAAGGAAAAGUGUUCGAUUUGCGGGAGAGAAAAAAGUUUUGGAUGGGCUAAAGCGCCGGAUGCUUUGUGGUACGUCGAGAAGCUCUUUAAGGAAAAGGGACUUACAGAGUAUCCGUCGUUCAGGGCGGCGAACGGGUACCUGACGAUGAAGAAACGAAAAUAUCUUGGCAAAGAAGAUAUUUUGCUUCGAACCACAGAUAUUCUGUGCUACGCGUGCUGGAAAACCUGUGAAGGAGCGGCGGAAAAGACUAUGCAAAAACUGCUCAAGUUGUAA
Bathycoccus prasinos is the source of this 1347-nucleotide messenger RNA. RefSeq lists its product as hypothetical. NCBI's taxonomy places the organism in Eukaryota, Viridiplantae, Chlorophyta, Mamiellophyceae, Mamiellales, Bathycoccaceae. The transcript has 2 exons. Bases 1 to 1347 code for a protein of 448 amino acids. The record is from RefSeq and is a predicted model, not a curated record.